UACAGACACACACACAGAUCCGGGUGGGGGGAGCGGCAGCGCGAGACAGCGCGAGCCUCCGAGAAAGCGCGAGACACGCUGGCGCGUGCAGCUCCGCGGCGGCCGCUGCGCCCCGGCUCGAGCCCCGCGCCACCCGCAGCCCGCCCGCGAGCGCCCGUCCCGGUUAUUUAUGCGGCGGCCGCGUCUGCUGGCUGCGGCUUCCUCCGCCCGCCCCCCCCCGCCCUGGGCGCGCCCCCCACUCGCGGCAGCAGCUGCUGGGACUCGCUCGUGGGUGUGUUGUUUGGAGGCUUCUGCCUCGGCGCCGCGGGUGCCACCUCCCGGGACGUUGCCCAGGCGUCCCAGGUCGCGAUCAAACAAAUAAUAGAAGUCUGUUGAAGCUUUGUCCUGACCUAUUCUGGAAGUAGAAGAAUACCCUGGAGAAAGGAGCAUUGUAAGCACAAAGAAUAAGACUCCUCAAUCCUGGGAGAGAGAAUUAAAGUCUAACCCUCCAAAUAGUUGAAAACUUACAUCCACACAAAACUUGUGCACAAAUGGUUGUUGAAGCUUUAUUUAUGAUUGCCCAACCUUAGAAGCAACCAAGUUGUCCUUCAGAGGAUGAAUGUCCAUUGCUGUUCAACAGAUACAAAGUUUCAGUUAUGCAAGGGCUUUUCUAAUGUGAUGCUGGGAUUGAGUUUACCUAGGACUCCGUAUCAAGGUUGACUCAAAAGUCUUGUGGAAGAUCUGGGAGAAAUUCGUAUUAAGUCAUGAUGCAGGAAUCUGCGACAGAGACAAUAAGCAACAGUUCAAUGAAUCAAAAUGGAAUGAGCGCUCUAAGCAGCCAAUUAGAUGCUGGCAGCAGAGAUGGAAGAUCAAGUGGUGACACCAGCUCAGAUGUUAGCCCCGUAGAACUGCUGCACCUGCAACAACAGCAGGCUCUCCAAGCAGCAAGACAACUUCUCUUACAGCAGCAAACAAGUGGAUUGAAAUCUCCUAAGAGCAGUGAUAAACAGAGACCACUGCAGGAAUUGCUUCCAGAAACAAAAUUAUGUGUCUGUGGCCACUCUUCUGGUGAUGGGCAUCCUCACAACACAUUUGCAGUGCCCGUGUCGGUGGCCAUGAUGACUCCCCAGGUGAUCACCCCUCAGCAAAUGCAGCAGAUUCUUCAGCAACAAGUCCUGUCUCCUCAGCAGCUCCAAGCCCUUCUCCAGCAGCAGCAGGCAGUCAUGCUGCAGCAGUCAAAAUGGUUUAUUCAGCAACAACUACAAGAGUUUUACAAGAAACAGCAAGAGCAGUUACAUCUUCAGCUUUUGCAGCAGCAGCAACAGCAGCAGCAGCAGCAGCAGCAGCAGCAACAGCAGCAGCAGCAGCAACAGCAGCCGCAGCCCCAGCAGCCCCAGCAGCCGCCGCCGCCACCCCACCCCGGCAAGCAGGCGAAGGAGCAGCAGCAGCAGCAGCAGUUGGCAGCCCAGCAGCUUGUCUUCCAGCAGCAGCUCCUCCAGAUGCAGCAACUCCAGCAGCAGCAGCAUCUGCUCAGCCUUCAGCGUCAGGGACUCAUCUCCAUCCCACCUGGCCAGGCGGCACUUCCUGUCCAGUCGCUGCCUCAAGCUGGCCUAAGUCCUGCUGAGAUUCAGCAGUUAUGGAAAGAAGUGACUGGAGUUCACAGUAUGGAAGACAAUGGCAUUAAACAUGGAGGGCUAGACCUCACUACUAACAAUUCCUCCUCGACUACCUCCUCCACCACUUCCAAAGCAUCACCACCAAUAACGCAUCAUUCCAUAGUGAAUGGACAGUCUUCAGUCCUAAGUGCAAGGCGGGACAGCUCGUCACACGAGGAGACUGGGGCUUCUCACACUCUGUACGGCCAUGGAGUUUGCAAAUGGCCAGGCUGUGAAAGCAUUUGUGAAGAUUUUGGACAGUUUUUAAAGCACCUUAACAAUGAGCAUGCGUUGGACGACCGGAGCACGGCCCAGUGUCGAGUGCAAAUGCAGGUGGUCCAACAAUUAGAAAUACAGCUUUCUAAAGAACGCGAACGUCUUCAAGCAAUGAUGACCCACUUGCACAUGCGACCCUCAGAGCCCAAACCAUCUCCCAAACCUCUAAAUCUGGUGUCUAGUGUCACCAUGUCGAAGAACAUGUUGGAGACAUCCCCACAGAGCUUACCUCAAACCCCUACCACACCAACGGCCCCAGUCACCCCGAUUACCCAGGGACCCUCAGUAAUCACCCCAGCCAGUGUGCCCAAUGUGGGAGCCAUACGAAGGCGACAUUCAGACAAAUACAACAUUCCCAUGUCAUCAGAGAUUGCCCCAAACUACGAAUUUUAUAAAAAUGCAGAUGUCAGACCUCCAUUUACUUAUGCAACUCUCAUAAGGCAGGCUAUCAUGGAGUCAUCUGACAGGCAGUUAACACUUAAUGAAAUUUACAGCUGGUUUACACGGACAUUUGCUUACUUCAGGCGUAAUGCAGCAACUUGGAAGAAUGCAGUACGUCAUAAUCUCAGCCUGCACAAGUGUUUUGUUCGAGUAGAAAAUGUUAAAGGAGCCGUAUGGACUGUGGACGAAGUAGAGUACCAGAAGCGAAGGUCACAAAAGAUAACAGGAAGCCCAACCUUAGUAAAAAAUAUACCUACCAGUUUAGGCUAUGGAGCAGCUCUUAAUGCCAGUUUGCAGGCUGCCUUGGCAGAGAGCAGUUUACCUUUGCUUAGUAACCCGGGACUGAUCAAUAACGCCUCCAGUGGCCUGCUGCAGGCCGUCCACGAAGACCUCAAUGGCUCCCUGGACCACAUCGACAGCAACGGGAACAGUAGUCCGGGCUGCUCACCGCAGCCGCACAUACAUUCGAUCCAUGUCAAGGAAGAGCCAGUGAUUGCGGAGGAUGAAGACUGCCCAAUGUCCUUAGUGACAACAGCUAAUCACAGUCCAGAAUUAGAAGAUGACAGAGAGAUUGAAGAAGAGCCUUUAUCUGAAGAUCUGGAAUGAGAACUGACUUGUGAAACCUCAGCAUGAAGGGACAUAUCACUGACCUUCAUAACCACUCCACAACCAUGAAUAUUUGACAAAUUUUUACUGUGACUAUUUAUUAAGCAUGGAUAAAGGAGACAGCCCUAAAGGAACUUACUAAGCCAGCCCUUUGGGAUUCAGUACCAACAGGCAAAUUGCUUGUUUUCUUCCCUUCCUCUCUCUCUCUCUCUCUUUCUCCCUCUCAAUCUCUCUUUUUUUUUUUUUAGAAAAAAAGACAAAAACUGAUUUUUCUU
Messenger RNA from Lutra lutra (Eurasian river otter), 3232 nucleotides. RefSeq names its product forkhead box P2 (gene FOXP2). The record is from RefSeq and is a predicted model, not a curated record. NCBI's taxonomy places the organism in Eukaryota, Metazoa, Chordata, Mammalia, Carnivora, Mustelidae. Gene Ontology annotation, biological process: regulation of transcription by RNA polymerase II. Gene Ontology annotation, molecular function: RNA polymerase II cis-regulatory region sequence-specific DNA binding; DNA-binding transcription repressor activity, RNA polymerase II-specific. The coding region runs from base 744 to 2957 and encodes 737 amino acids. The transcript is spliced from 22 exons. Gene Ontology annotation, cellular component: nucleus.